Molecule: messenger RNA, 1476 nt
Organism: Sphaeroforma arctica JP610
Lineage: Eukaryota; Ichthyosporea; Ichthyophonida
Exons: 6
Coding region: 108-878 (256 amino acids)
Biological process (GO): negative regulation of transcription by RNA polymerase III
Cellular component (GO): nucleus
Molecular function (GO): RNA polymerase III core binding
Source: RefSeq, a predicted model, not a curated record
CACAGAUCAUAAUUGAAUACAUACCCUUUAAAAGGAGCAGCCACACGCAAGUGCUAAGACAUACCUGGCAAUUAAGUACAGAUAUUAUUAAGAGAAGCCUUUUCACGAUGAAGUAUUUGGACGUUGAACCGUACCAACGAUUUUCGUCGUACCUCUCCUGCAGCCGAGAGGGCCAGAGUUUGCAGUGUCAAUUGGAGAGCUAUUCGUGUAAAAAUGCAGGAAGUGACAGGAAAAAAUACUCGGCGUUUGCGAAAGAAAAUGGACAUUCACCGGCGGAAUUACAAGCGCUCUCUCCUCCCAACGAGCACGGCGUGAGCAUGAGCUUUGCCUCAGGAAGCUAUCCGCGGGGAAGUAUAUGCAGCGAAGAUUUGCAAAUAACUGACCGCAAGACGAUAUACUAUCUCAUGAGCACGUUAAACUCCAGUUUUCCUGACUACGACUUCACGGAAGCGAACUCACAGCAGUUCAGUCGAGUGCAGAAUGUGGCGAGUGUGUUGAACGUCGUGAAUACACAGCUGCGCGAGAGUAUAGGCGAGGAGUAUGCUCAUCUGCAGACAGCACUAUGGGCUGCUAUCGACCAGGAAAUUAAGUUGGACGACUGCGAGAUAUACUCAUACUCGUACGUGGAUGAAAACGAUCCUUUUGGAGAAACCGGUGUCAUGUGGUCAUUCAACUACCUAUUCUAUAACAAAGGGCUCAAAAGGAUAACGAUGUUUUACUGCAGGGCUUCCAGCAUGGUCGCUCUGGAGGAUGCGUACAUGACUAUGGGUUCAGCAGAUCAAUCGCAUUUGACCCCGCAAUCAUCAUUCACCAUGCCCAUGACCACAUCUUCAAUACAAAAUAACCAAAACAUGGUUUUCGACGACUGGGAGGAUUAGUUGCAAGCUGAACACAAGUAAUCAGCUGGAAAUGAAGUCUUUCGUUAUUUUUGGGGACACGACAAGCCAAUACCGGCUAAUUGUCAGGACCUGUUCACUAGAGGGUGAUCUGGGGUGUCGGAUUCGGAACCAAUUGAAUUCUUAGAAAUUCUUAGAUGCAUUACCAGGAACUUGUGUGUGUCAUAAUUCGUUCUAAUGGAAACAGGGAAAUAUCCAUAAUGCAUUCGCGAAAAGGAGUGUAAAACUGUGUCCUUUUGUUCUACAACCUGUUCAUUUUUGAAUCUCCAACACGCAUUGAAGUGGCAAGCACGCAGAGAUUCAGCAUAGCAGAACGCUGCCAUCACUAUUGAUGUGCACGCUGCGCCUAAAUUAUUAUGACCGCAUCUGGUAUAAAAUAUUAUUCAAGUGUCGAAACCUCGCAUGCAUAGCCCCCUAUCUGUCAACUUCAGAAUUCAAAAGGCGAAAAAAAUAUGGGGGGCAUUUAAAUUGGUAUUUAGCUGUGAGCCCCUGCCCACUUACAAACAUGCGUUAAGAAUGUUACGAAUGCUUGUGUGCAUUCAUGAGCACCAUCUUGACUUGAUGCCAGAUUUGAAUAAAG